CAGUCGCUCUCACACUGGCUCACAAGGGAUGUUAGGAAUUCAAUUACUCUCCCUCUCUUCCAUACGGGUUAUAUGAUUAGGUGGCGAGGGAAAUGCCAUAUAGUUUCACGCAUUUGUGAUUAUUUUUUGCUGAUAGUGAGUUGUGCAAUUCCCCGGGGAGGUGUUUUUCUCCAUUUAACUACUAGGUGUUUACACCAAUCAAAUCCUCAGGAGUCAACUUUCCUAGAGAGCUGCGGGGUCGCUGACCUAAUUACCACCUGUUAUGGUGGUCGAAAUCGCAAGAUAGGGGUUGCGUUGGCGACGUCGGAAAAGUCGGUAGUUGAUCUUGAGGCCGAGCUUCUUGGCGGCCAAUCGGCACAGGGCGUGCUUACUGCCGGAGACGUCUUCGAGAUGCUGCAUGCUCGUGGUUUGGAGGCAGACUUUCCCAUCUUCACUAUGGUACAUCGAAUUUGUCAACGUCAGGAGAAGGCGAGCCUCUUCAUUAAAUGCAUCAGGCAUCACCCGGCCCACAGAUGCAUCUAUAACAAUUUAGAAAAAAAUUAA
Messenger RNA from Hydatigera taeniaeformis, 543 nucleotides. The record is from the annotation of a GenBank genome assembly. NCBI's taxonomy places the organism in Eukaryota, Metazoa, Platyhelminthes, Cestoda, Cyclophyllidea, Taeniidae.